Molecule: messenger RNA, 1320 nt
Organism: Phycomyces blakesleeanus NRRL 1555(-)
Lineage: Eukaryota; Fungi; Mucoromycota; Mucoromycetes; Mucorales; Phycomycetaceae
Exons: 4
Coding region: 1-1320 (439 amino acids)
Molecular function (GO): pyridoxal phosphate binding; identical protein binding; transaminase activity
Source: RefSeq, a predicted model, not a curated record
AUGUCUCUCUCAGAAAAUCUUGCACAGUUUGGUAUUCAGCACAUUACCAGAGGUGCAGUUCGUUCCACAGAUCUCGUUAUUUGUAGAGGAAGUGGAAUCUAUGUAUGGACUGUUGAUGGAAAGAAGUACCUCGAUCUCUCCACCGGCUAUGGAGUCACCAAUACUGGACACUGUCAUCCUACUGUUGUUAAAGCGGUUCAAGAGCAGGCUGCAAAUAUACCACAUGCCCAGAUGAACAUGUUUUUUCACAAGCCAAUGCUUGAUCUAAUUGAAAACUUAAAGCCUAAGCUUCCGUCUCCCAAGUUCAACAGCUUUUCUUUCUGGAACUCUGGGUCAGAAGCUGUAGAGGCAUCCAUCAAACUGGCCAGACAUGCAACAAAGAAGUACAACAUUGUUGUAUUUCAGGGAGCAUACCACGGCAGCACAUACGGAGCAGCAUCUUUGAACAGCUCGAACAGCCAAUUCUCUGCUGGUUAUGGCCCUCUUAUGGCUGGUGUUCAUGUAGCACCUUAUCCUUACUAUCAAAAAACGCCUGGCUAUAUUUCUGACCCCACCACAUUUACUCCAGAACGGUGCGGCGAAGAUGCUCUCUGUCAGUUGGAGACUCUUUUCAAGCAACGUGUUGCUCCAACAGAUACUGCUGCAAUCCUAAUUGAACCUAUCCAGGGUGAAGGUGGUUACGUUGUACCACCAAAAGGCUAUAUGGAAGGUGUUAGAGCUAUAUGUGAUAAGUAUGAUAUCUUGAUGAUUUGUGAUGAGGUUCAGUCUGGUUUUGGGCGUACUGGUAAAAUGUUUGCCAUUGAGCACACUUCCGUUCUUCCGGACAUAAUGAUCUUGGCAAAGGGAAUCGCUUCUGGUUAUCCUUUAUCCUGUAUUGUUUCUGAUAAAUCCUUAAUGGACUGCCAGCCAGUUGCAACCAUGGUCGGUACAUACGGUGGAAAUGCUAUUUCAUGUGCAGCUGCAAAUGCAACUCUUCGUGUAUUUGAUGAGGAAAACUUACUGGAGAAUUGCAACGAAAGAUCCAAGCAGUUCUUUUCAGGAUUCCUUACAAAUCUUCCUGCAGCAUUGCCUGAAGGUGCCACAGUAGAUGUGCGUGGUAGAGGUCUAAUGAUUGGUAUUGAAUUCCUUGGAGUUCCUGCUGGAUUUGCAGAGUCCGUGCGCAUGGAGGCCCUCAGACUUGAUACCAUUGUUCUUAGAGCGUCCAUUUACGAAACUCUCAGAAUUGUCCCCCCACUCAAUAUCACUAAGGAAGAGGCGGAUUUGGCUAUCCAGCGUGUUACGGAAGCAGUUGCUGCUGCCACAAAAAAUAUCAAGGCUUAA